Messenger RNA from Linum trigynum, 1287 nucleotides. Lineage: Eukaryota; Viridiplantae; Streptophyta; Magnoliopsida; Malpighiales; Linaceae. The record is from the annotation of a GenBank genome assembly.
UGCAUAUGAAGCAACGUUUGUUCAAUUUGCGUAUGGAGGAAGGUAUGUCUCUCAGGAAUCAUCUAGAUCAACUCAAUACUAUCUUGCUAGAUCUGCGGAAUAUUGAUGUUAAAAUAGAUGAUGAGGAUACUGCCUUAAUUGUGUUAGUAUCUUUGCCACAGUCAUAUGAGAAUUUCGUGGAUUCUUUUAUUGCUGGGAAAGGUAGUUUGUCUUUGGAAGAUGUCAGAUCUGCUCUACAUACUAGAGAGGUUCGACAUAAGACAUCUGGUUCAGGUUCAGAAAAUCAGGCAUAUAUGUUGGCUGCUACGAGUAGUAGGAGACAACAAUCUGGUAAUAGGAAGGCGAAUACAAAUUCGAAUUCUGCUGGUUUGAAGGAUGAUAUCUGUCAUUACUGCAAGGAGAAAGUACAUUGGAAAUUUGAUUGUCCUAAACUGAAGAAAUAUCAGGAGAAGAAGGAAUCAUCUGCUGUUGUGGCGGAAGAAACUAAAUCUGAUUCUAAAGAUGAUUUAGCCUUAGCAGUGAAUGAACAGGUACAUCAUCAGGAUGUGUGGUAUUUGGAUACUGCGGCUGAUUAUCAUAUGUGUCCAAGCAGGGAGUGGUUUUCAACUUAUGAGCAGAUAGAUGGAGGACAUGUUUCUAUGGCCAAUGGUGCUAUCUGUAAGAUUGUUGGAAGAGGCUCCGUCAGGAUGAGGACACAUGAUGGUUCUGUUUGCACCUUGAACAAUGUUAGGCAUAUUCCAGAAAUGACUAAGAACCUGAUAUCUUUGAGUCUACUCGACAGCAAGGGUUUCAGCUUCAAAGGUGAAGGUGGAGUGUUGUCUGUCUACAAUGGUUCUAAGGUGAUUUUGAAAGGUAUCAAGCGGGGUGCCUUGUAUAGUCUACAAGGUUUUGUUUUGACAUGUUCUGUUGGUGAUAAGUGCAGCAAGUUGGUUCUGAAUGGCAAGUCUCAAUAUGGAUUGGAAUUGCCGAAUGGUUUGAGUUGUUGACCGCCCUUAGGGGCAUUUGGAGGCAGGGGAGAUUCUGGUACAGCUGAUUUGGAGGAGUUGGGUACAUCUGGCAACUUUGGUUGCAUCUGGUACAUUUGGUAUUUGAGAGAGAAUUCAAGUCAAGGUGGAGAUUGUUAGAAUAUGACUUGAAUUUGAAUUGGUUUUGUUUUGUGUUUUGGGCCUAUUUUGUUUGGGUUUGUGUUUGGACUUUGUUUUGGCAUUUUCCUUGUAUGUUUGGGAAAAGGUGUUUGGUUUUCUGUUUGGGAUUAGGAGAAGAGUUCUAUAAAUACUCUUCAUCACC